This is a messenger RNA of Alnus glutinosa, 2383 nucleotides long. Its product is annotated as nuclear pore complex protein NUP1. Gene Ontology annotation, cellular component: nuclear envelope. NCBI's taxonomy places the organism in Eukaryota, Viridiplantae, Streptophyta, Magnoliopsida, Fagales, Betulaceae. Gene Ontology annotation, biological process: nuclear membrane organization. The record is from RefSeq and is a predicted model, not a curated record. The transcript is spliced from 7 exons. The coding region runs from base 65 to 2080 and encodes 671 amino acids.
GAAGUCGUGCGCUCCCUGGUGUCCUUGUCGAACCAUCAAGCGCGCUUGGGACUGAGAGAGAGAGAUGAGGGGGGACGGGCACACGCCGUCAUCGGGGCUAAACGGUGCAGGGGAUGAGAGGGGCGCCGGAGGGAAGGCCAGGAAGCAGCCGCCGCGGAAGCCGCCGUCUAUUCCGUAUGCUAGGCCGCCGCAGCCGCCGAGCCAAGCCGAAGCGGAAGCUGGUGGCCGACGCCGCUGGCUAUCGAAGCUGGUUGAUCCGGCUUACCGCCUAAUUUCCAGCGGCGCCACACGGAUUAUCCCUUUGUUAUUUUCCAAACCAGCUUCCCCUAAUGCCCUUCCUUCGCCCACUGAUCAAGACCUCCUUGAACGAGAUGGUGGGUUUGAUGAUGGCAAAUGCACAUUAGAUCUUGGAUCAAACAGAUCAGCUGUAGUAGCAGCUUCUAGCGGAGCAGCGGUGAAUAGUGGUUCUGACUUUGAUGGGCACAAACAAGACAAAAAUGCUGACCUUUCUGAUGAUUACAGGCUUUUUGAAAUCGAAAAGCUGUUGAAAGGGAAAAGAUUUUCAAGGGAAGAAGUUAAUCAUUUGAAGGAGAUUUUGUCUUCUAGGGCUGUUGAUCUUAAUCCAAACAUGACUGCAGGAGGAGACCCUGCAGGGCUUGUAGUAGCGCAUGAAACUCCAAGAACUUCACUUGAAGAAAAAGAUUCAAAGAGAGCUCUAUGGGUGCGAGAUGAAGUUGGUGCUUCACCAGUUGAAAUUGCAAGAGCAUACAUGGGAAACAGAGUAUCUGAAAUAGGCCUUAGUUCUAAGCAUAUAACAUUAGAAGAUGAUAUGGCAUUACUACAGGGUGAUGAAUCUGCUGCAAAAUCAUUUAUUCCAUCACCUUCGCCUAAGCCAUCCGCAUGCUGGCCUGGUGCCAUGGCACAGGAUCAACAUGGUUAUUUGACCCCUCAAAGCCACAGAAGCAGAGUCGGGCUUGAUAACUUUCCCCGAACACCUUAUUCUAGAACUAUUUUUUCAAAGUCCAAGACCAGGAUCACUCAAUUACGAGGUGCUGGAAGUAGGGGCUUGAACAUUUCAUCUACUCCUUUGCAGCAAUCACAAACUCCUAUAUACGGACAGGUAAAAAGGAGUGAUGCGGAUAGUGACUAUGGAUCAGUGGGACCUAUACGGAAGAUAAGGCAUAAACCUCUUGCAAAUUCUUCUUCAAGAGGAUCUGCAUAUUUUCGUUCUUCUUUAGACGGUCCUUCACAGGUGGAAAAUUCUAAUUCUUCUGAAGGCUUCUUGCCUGCUGUCAAGAAAAAUAUGGUACUCGGAGGAACAAGUGGCACCCCAAACUCCAAGUCAUUAAACAGCAAGCCACACAGCUCUGAGGUGGGUGCUCCUAUGGUACAUCCACAUACUAAUCAGAUGGCUAGGAAGAUUUUGGAACAUCUUGAUAGAAGUCAUCCCACUCCUAAGGAUAAGUCUGCUGAGUUGGAGCGAGCCGCCACAUGGAAGAAACCUGAAUCUUCUGGUGUCACCUAUGUCAUGUCAAAUGAGCAUAAUAGCUUACCAAAUUUAGGAGAUUUUGAUUCUUCUAAGAAUAGAGAUCAAAUUGAACGGAAGAAUUAUGCGCAAAGGAUUGAAGAAAGGCGGAACUCUCGUUUUAAGGUUCCGCCUCAGGAGAGCACUUCUGAAGCUUCUACUGAUGCGAUAAAUAAAGGAAUUUUGGCUUCUUCAGUUACUAAACCAGUUUUGCCUUCCAUAUCUAUCAGCAAGCCCUACUCAAGGUGGCCGUUUACUUCAGAUACUAGUUCUGGGUUUACAUUCCCGGUUUCUUCCUCUGGAUCGGAGCCGCCAACACCAACCAUCACGCCAUCAUUCUCAGCCGGUGGUCCGCAGCAGCCAAAAGAGGAACCUACAGCUCCUUCGUAUAAUUUUGGCUCAAAAAGGUCUACUCCUGCCCUUGUUUUUUCCUUCCCUUCUACAAGCAGUGCUAACAUUCACGAAGAUGCUUUGGGUAUUAAGUUCAGCUUUGGAUCAGAUGAGAAUACGAGGUUAUCUUUCAGUUCGUUUGAAAAAGACGCUGUCUGCUUUUAAACUAAAACGACGACAUUUUAGGAUUUUUUGUUUUUUACCCUGUCUAUUGAUUUUACUCUAGUAAUUGAUUGUUUCUUAGGUAACGGAAGAAAAAGGCGUUCGAAGCAGAAAAUGGUACGUUUCAUCCAUUAAUACAUUAGUUCUUGUUACCCAUGUGACGCAUUAAUGAGUUUAUAAUGGAUAACUUUAACGGAGAUGAGUCAUGUCAUGGUCGGGAUUUAAUGCUGUUGUAUCAACGGUAUGAAAUUUAAAUAAUGACAUGGCAUCAUAUGCUCUGUUAGAUACAACAAUUUUAUUAUGAAA